Molecule: messenger RNA, 924 nt
Organism: Osmia bicornis bicornis
Lineage: Eukaryota; Metazoa; Arthropoda; Insecta; Hymenoptera; Megachilidae
Gene: Hou
Product: glucose-induced degradation protein 8 homolog
Exons: 4
Coding region: 97-789 (230 amino acids)
Biological process (GO): proteasome-mediated ubiquitin-dependent protein catabolic process
Cellular component (GO): nucleus; cytoplasm
Molecular function (GO): protein binding
Source: RefSeq, a predicted model, not a curated record
GCUCCCUUCACGGCGUAGCUUUAUUUACAUACACUGGGCUUUGAACAGCGAUAAAGAAUCAGCUGUUGUGUCAAACAAUUCCCGAAGUCUGUAACGAUGAGCUUCCCGGAGAAACAAGAUAAUAUAUCGAAGGAUGAAUGGGUUGCCAAGCUGGAGGAGAACUCUCAUACGCUACGCGUUUCCAUGAACAAUUUGAUCAUGAAUUACCUCGUCACAGAGGGAUUCAAGGAAGCGGCUGAAAAAUUUCAACAAGAAUCUGGGGUAGAACCCACCGUAGAUCUGAGCUCUUUGGAUGAUAGAAUCCGUAUCAGGGAAGCCAUUCAGAAUGGUCGUAUUCAAGAGGCGACGGAUCUUGUAAAUCAGCUACAUCCAGAAUUAUUGGAUAACGAUAGAUACCUUUACUUUCAUCUGCAACAAUUGCAUCUGAUCGAGUUGAUUCGAACAGGGAAAAUAGAGGAGGCUUUACAGUUUGCUCAGGAUCGGCUAAGCGAAGCUGGAGAGUCAGAUGAUAAUAUUUUAUGCGAAUUGGAACGUACUCUGGCUCUGCUGGCUUUCGACGAACCUCACAAGAGUCCUUACAGUGAUUUAUUGCAUCCAACUCAUAGACAAAAGAUCGCGAGCGAACUGAACGCAGCUAUAUUAAAAAUGGAAUACAAGGAAUCAACCAGCCCGCGAGUAAAUAAUUUACUCAAGAUGAUACUUUGGGCACAGGAUGAAUUGGAAAAGAAAAAAGUGAAGUAUCCUAAAAUGACUGAUCUAGGUAGUGCCACUAUCGAAAGCCCGAAAUAAUUUGAAUUGGACAAAGUGUGGGAUGAUGAAAAUUUAUUUAUUAGGAUGAAGAAAAGAGGUGUGAUUGUAUCAUAUUAGUGUUUAACAUGUGAACAGGUUUCAAGAAUAGAAUAAAAAUUUGAACUUUUUAAUAUA